AUUUUCUGUGCAGGGCGGAGGCAUGUGGCAGGGAGCUGCAGAUCAUGGUCAACGUGUGUGAUUUUUGUGAGCAGGCUACAGCUCUCGCCAGCGAAUGCAUUGAGUACCUGGACCAGACAACACCACCUGUCAAUCAAACAAACACUCAGCCAAUACAACACCAAAACCAAGACCCCAGACUCAGCACUGCAUCCCUUUGCCCGUCUGAUAUCCACACAGCACACGCCUCAGGCCCAACCAACACCAGUGUUUUACUGUCGAGCAAUGACACCUCCGUCCUCCAGACCUUCCAAGACAGGUUCCUUCAGUUCAACUUAGAGAGAUUUCAGGAGGUGGAGUCCCAGGCCAGCGCCCUGCGGGGCUCCAGGGGGAUGCAGGUCUGGAACGCAGCCUGGCUGAGAUGCCAGGAGGCCAGGCAGCAGCUACAGGAGAGGAUGCAGGAUGUGGAGGAGGUUUUCCAACAUCAACCGGAUUCUAGCAGCUGGUGUGAACUCCACUAUGUCGAUGUGGUGAGCACUAACGUCCAGACGCCGUCCUCCGGUGGGCAGAAUCUGGUGGUACAAUCAACACCCGGCCCUGGGCACCCUCAGUGGGAGGGCAUCGUGUCGGGAGCCGUGGAUUUAGGGAAGAGAAGGCCGAUUCUGGGCAGCAACAACACUAACUCAAACACGGACGCCUGCCGUAACAUCACAAGUGAGGAUCCCAGUGAUGCUGUAAACAGCCAGGGGUCAAAGGUCACUCCACAGUCACCUCCCAGUAGGUCAGCAAGAAGAACGGAAAGAGAGACGAGGAGGAGACAGACGAGCAGAGCAAGGAGCGAGAGAGAUGCUGCUGCUCUGUCUCAGUCCCACACUGUCGGCUGCCAGUGGUUUCCAUGGGGACGAGGUCUUGGAUCGAGGUCGGUGAGCCAGGACUCUUGCAUCACAGGAGUAGCAGCAGGUCAUCCACUCCUCCAGAGCAGAGGCUUCGACCCCCGUCAUCCUGCUCACACCACGGUCAGCCGUCUUGUCGGAUCCUCCAGGAGGCUCAGAAGUUCCAGAUCUCCCGCCACGGGAGCUUCUGCUCCGAAGAGUCCUGUAUGAGCAACCGGGAGGCGGCAGAGGCUAACAGGACUUCAUGCUGCAAACACUCCAGCCUGCCCAUCAGGAGAUAUGAGGGGAGGUUUGGUUUGGCAACUCCACAGGAGAAUGCCAGCAAUGUCCUGAGGCUGCAGCGAGUCCUGGAGGAGCUGCUGUUCACAGAGAGGGAGUACGUGCGCUCUCUGGGCUACAUCUUGACCCACUACCUCCCCCUGCUGGACAGACCAGGCAUCCCCCAGGACCUCAGGGGCAAGCGAGGGGUCAUCUUCGGUAACUUGGAGAAGCUUUACGACUUCCACAGUCACUACUUUCUGCCAGAGCUGGAGGCCUGCCAGAGGGAGCCCGGCAUGGUGGCCCGCUGCUUUCUCAGACACAGUGAGAGUUUUGGCCUGUACGCUCUGUACAGCAAGAACAAGCCCCUGUCAGACGCCCUGAUCCUGCACCGUCGCCAUGACAUCUUCAAGAAGAAGCAGCAGGAGCUGGGGGACAUGAUGGACCUCUCAUCCUACCUGCUGAGGCCCAUCCAGAGGAUCAGCAAGUACAGCCUCUUGCUGCAAGACAUGCUGGCUCUGGCUGGCUCAUACAGGCCAAAAGACAUGAUUCAGGAUACACUGCUCGCAUCGAGUGUGUGUGCACAAAGUGUGUGUGGCCCCGGGUCGUAUGUGCCUGAUCCGACGAGCAGUGAGAGGGAGCGUGAGACGGCUGAGAUACAAGCUGCUGCAGACCUGGUUCGGUUUCAGAUGCGUCACGGCAAUGAUUUGCUCACCAUGGACGCCAUCCAGGAGUGCGAUGUGAAUUUAAAAGAGCAGGGCCAGCUGAUUCGCCAGGAUGAGUUCAUCGUUUUCUUUCGGAAGAAGAAAUGUGUCCGCCGCAUCUUUCUCUUUGAAGAUCUCAUCCUCUUCAGCAAGACCAAAAGGACAGAUAUUGGCAACGAUGUUUAUGUCUACAAGCAGUCAUUUAAGACGAGCGACAUUGGGAUGACCCACAACUCAAGUGUGAGCAGCUUGUGUUUUGAGAUCUGGUUCCGCAGAAGAAAAAGUGAAGACACCUACACCCUGAAGGCCUCCAGCUUGGAAGUGAAGCAAGCGUGGACCACCGACCUGGAGAGGAUUCUGUGGGAUCAGGCCACUCACAGUAGAGAGCUGCGCAUGCAGGAGAGGGUGUUCAUGGGAAUGGGCCGUAAACCGUUCAUGGACAUUCAACCCAGUGAUGCUGCCAUCUGUGACCGAGCGGUCAGCUGCGCCCUGCCUGGGAGAAGUAAGGAGUAUAACAACACACAACGUCUUUUUCAAUAAUACAAUAUCAAUAUUUUCUUUAGACUGGCAGCAACGUUUUCCAUUCCAAACUAGGUUUAGUAUCACUUUACAUCUUUACACAAUACAUAUGUGAAUAAAUGGCUGGUUAUGGCUCAGUGGAUGGAUCAACCUUUUAACCACAAGGUCGUGCUCUUACUUUCCACAUG
Pseudoliparis swirei is the source of this 2541-nucleotide messenger RNA. Its product is annotated as pleckstrin homology domain-containing family G member 4B-like. Bases 875 to 2374 code for a protein of 499 amino acids. Gene Ontology annotation, molecular function: guanyl-nucleotide exchange factor activity. The record is from RefSeq and is a predicted model, not a curated record. NCBI's taxonomy places the organism in Eukaryota, Metazoa, Chordata, Actinopteri, Perciformes, Liparidae. The transcript has 9 exons.